Xenopus tropicalis (tropical clawed frog) is the source of this 2615-nucleotide messenger RNA. It is a transcript of the gene pou5f3.2, whose product is annotated as POU class 5 homeobox 3, gene 2. Gene Ontology annotation, cellular component: nucleus; transcription regulator complex. Gene Ontology annotation, molecular function: DNA binding; DNA-binding transcription factor activity, RNA polymerase II-specific; DNA-binding transcription factor activity. The record is from RefSeq and is marked provisional. Gene Ontology annotation, biological process: regulation of DNA-templated transcription; gastrulation with mouth forming second. NCBI's taxonomy places the organism in Eukaryota, Metazoa, Chordata, Amphibia, Anura, Pipidae.
CGCUCAACUUCAUCUUCUUCGAAGCCUCCUGAGAUGCGACUUGGCUAGAAAGAAGCUUCCGACGUCCUCAACUCCGACUUAUUUGGGUGGAAAAUAACUUUUAUGGAACUCUUCACUUGAUCCGACCCACCUCCCAUCCAGGUUAGAGGGUUCCAGCCCCGUUGCAUGGAGGGAAGAGCGAUAGACUUGUUGCAUUCGUUGACUUGGACUUGACUCUAGUGACAAGGUCAGUGCUGGUCGUUUUAGGGUUCAGCGAGAUCUGACUGCGACCCCCCGACACUAUGUACAGCCAACAGCCCUUCCCCCCCUUUGCCUUCAACGCCGGACUCAUGCAGGACCCCGCUAAUUGCCAUUUUGGGGGUUACACCGGCUUAGGACACCCCCAGCCUUUCUCCUUCGCCUUCUCUACGCUGAAAUCGGAAAAUGGAGACUCCGGGGUUCAGGGGAUGGGCGACUGCUCGGCCCCCGUUAUGCCCUGGAACUCAAUGGCAUCGUUCGACCACCACGGCCAAGUGGAGACCAACCAACAAGGGAAUCCGAUCAGAGCGCCGAGUCCGACCCCGACUCUUAGUGACUCCAGGAUUAAGGUGAAAGAGGAGGUUGCCCACGAAACGGACAGCGGGGAAGAGUCCCCAGAACCCAAAUACCCCAGCCCCCCCAACCCCUCUCUCUACUACCCCAACACAUGGACUGGUAGCCCUUUCUGGCAAGUCAACCCCACAGCGGGCAACAACAGCAACUCCACCAACCCGAUGCCCAGUCAGACUCUUGUGAAGAACGGCAGCCUCCCUGGCAACACUACUUACCCCACCCCAGCCAACCAAAGCCCCAAUACCCCCGUAGACUGUGUGGUCUCCAGUAUGGAGAGCAGCCGGUGCAGUAGCGCCAACUCUUCCAAUGGGGCAAUUAAUGAACGGGCCACUACGAUCCCCAAUGGGGGGAUGGUUGAUGGGGGACAAUCGAGCGACAAUGAGGAGGAAGUUCCCAGCGAAUCAGAAAUGGAGCAGUUCGCCAAAGAUCUGAAGCACAAGCGGGUGUCUAUGGGCUACACACAGGCCGACGUGGGCUACGCGCUGGGGGUCCUAUACGGCAAGAUGUUCAGUCAGACUACGAUCUGUCGCUUCGAGUCGCUGCAACUCAGCUUCAAGAAUAUGUGUCAGCUCAAACCCUUCCUAGAGCGCUGGUUGGUGGAGGCAGAGAACAACGACAACUUGCAGGAGUUGAUUAAUCGGGAGCAGGUCAUCGCCCAAACGCGGAAGCGGAAAAGGAGGACAAACAUAGAGAAUAUAGUGAAGGGGACGCUGGAAAGUUACUUCAUGAAAUGUUCCAAGCCGGGGGCUCAGGAGAUGGUGCAAAUAGCCAAGGAGCUCAAUAUGGACAAAGAUGUGGUCCGGGUCUGGUUCUGCAACCGGCGGCAGAAGGGCAAGCGCCAAGGGAUGCCCACGGUUGACGAGAACGACGGCGAAGGCUACGACGUGGGGCAAACGAUGGCGUCGCCCCCUGUUGGACACUAUUCGCUGCCGCAGGUGGUGACCUCGCAGGGCUACAUGGCAGCUCCGCUCGGCUCCACCCCGCCCCUCUACGCCUCGGCCUUCCACAAGAACGAGCUGUUCCCCCAGCCGCUGCCCCACGCCAUGCCCAUGGGCGGCCAUAUUGGUUGAGGGCAACAACCUAUUUUACAGACUGUUUUACUUGUUUUUAACAGUGGGGUGCUCUCCAGCGUCCGACCCCUGCCCCCCAAGUUUGCAUAAACCCCCCUUAUCUGCUUUUUUACCCCCCCCUGUCACCUUUGAGUUAACUUUUUGUAUAAUGUAGAGGGAAAUACUUUGAGACAAUUUGCAAUUGGUCUUUUUUAUUUUAUCAUCAGUUCAGCAGCUUUCCAGUCUGCUGUUAGUUGGUUACCAGGGUCCAAGUUACCUUAGCAACCAGGGAGUGGUGUGGAUAUGAAUAGGGGUGCUGAAUAGACAAAAACGUAACAAUAAAACUGGAGCCUCGCAAACCAAUAGGAUUUUGGCUGCCGGGGUCAGCGACCCCCCCCCCCCCAUUACAAAACAGCAGAGUUGAUAAACAUAUAAAUAAAGAAGACCAAUUGAAAAGAUGCUUAGAAUAGGCCAUUCUAUAUCAUACUAGAAGUUAACCUAAAGGUGACCCCCCCCCCCCCCCCAAAUCUCCAACAGCCACUGGGUAUGGGUAAAGCCCCUCUUUGGGGGGGCCCCUGCCUGCACCCCAAUACACUGACCGACACCCUACUAAUUUAUUUAUGGGUUUAAUGCAAUUUUUCCAUCAUUGGUGCCUGAGUUUUUUGGGGGGGACACUCUUGUAUAGAGUCCGGUUCCCCAAAUUAAUAUAUUGGGGGGUGGGGAAUAUAAAGAGUUAAUGUCAGUAACCCUUUCAUGCCUGAUACAGGGGGGUCUGCACUCACCGUAACUUAUUCAACUACCCGGCAUCUCACUGUAUUAUAGAUCCCAUGUAAAUACCCCCUUUCCCAGAAUUCCCUCUUUCUCACUUUUUUUUUUUCUUUUUUUACAAAAAAAAGAGAUUUUAUGCUUCCAGGAUGUAAGCGUAUAUUUAUGUAUAUUACCCACAAUGCAGUGCAAUGAAUUUUCAUUCCUGAA